CAUCUGACCAACUUAGCCAAUGAUCUUCUAAGAACGAUCUGCGUGAACGCACCCAUUGGCUACAUUGGUCAGAUUCUGCGCAGAACGGUCUCUGUCAAUGCACCCACUGAUUUGGGCGCUACAACCGGUUGCUAGGAUUCAUUCGACAAAGUUAUCUAGUAUAAUCAGGAAGUAUCUGGUACAAACUAACUAAUUAUACACUGGAGGAAUUGAGUGAUAACAGAUAUUUAGCACAUAUCCUUCACGUUUAUAAUCCUUUCGAUCUGCUAUGACAUUAUACCCCCUUGAUGAUUUUGUUCACAAAAACUCCCAAUUUUGAUUGUGUUAAAAGAACAAAGAAAUACAAGUUGAUUUUAAUGCAAAAAAAGUUCAUUAAUCUGGCUAGAAUUUGGGGACAGCUGUGUUCCCUUCUUGUGUGUAUACACUGCAAGACAGAACGAAAUGCAUUUUAGCUGCAGUCUCAAUACAACACUGGUACACGCGCUUUAUUAGUUUCCUCGGUAAUGUUAGACAUAACAACAAACACAGUGCAUACAUCGAUUGUAUCUCCCGCCCCCUUUCUCCUUAGUGAUUAGUCUUGUCUGUAUCGUUUGUGUUGGAGCCCGCCAUUGACAGUGUUUGAUCAUUGAGCUGCUUUCAUUGUAUUUUUUUUUCAAUUUGUUUAUAUUUUUACACUAAUUAAAUAUCCACGACCAUGGGGAAAACUGAGGAAGACGAGAUAAUAAGGAUCGCUAAAAAGAUGGACAAAAUGGCGCAGAAAAAAAAUGGGUCUGAAGCAUUGGAUCUUCUGAAGGAAUUAAAGAAUAUACCCAUGACUCUGGAAUUGUUACAGUCUACAAGGAUAGGGAUGUCGGUGAAUGCCAUCCGCAAGCAAAGCACUGAUGACGAGGUUACAUCGUUAGCAAAGUCGCUCAUCAAAUCCUGGAAGAAGCUAUUAGAUGAACCAGGAGGAGCAGAGAAAGCACCAGAAGAGAAGAAAAAGGAGCCUGCCUCAUUACCAGUCCCUGCACCUGCUUCAUGUUCACAGAACAGUCCUGAACCAAGAGAAAAAAGCUGUCUGUGUUACAAGCUGUCAGAUCAGGACUUCACGGCCAUGCUGCGCUCAGCUUGGAAUACUCCGGUAGUGGCAGCAGUACUGCGAACUCCGGCAGUGAUGGUGGCAUUGGCAGCAGUAAUGCUGCCCUCAGCGCAGGACACCGGCAGUGGCAUGUUCCGGCAGCUGCUACAGGUGGAGGUGGUCUCUUCACCACCCACCCUCCUUCUCUGUAGCCUGCGGCUCCCUUUUCAUAGGCUGCCCAGGGCGGUGAUGUGCAGGCAUCCCCGGGCGAUGGCGUAUUGGCAUCCCCAAGUGGUGGAGGCGGGAACAACAGGAACCGGACGAGAAAACCGUGAUGACUAUAUUGCUAUUGGUGCCGAUUGCGAAGAACUUGGAGCCCAAAUUGAGGACUGUAUCUUUCAAGAAUUCAAAAACAUUGACAUGAAGUACAAAAACAGGGUUCGGAGUAGGAUCGCGAAUCUGAAGGAUAUUAAAAACCCCAAUCUUAGAAGGAAUGUCCUUUGUGGAAGUGUUGCUCCAGAUAGAAUGGCCAGGAUGACGGCAGAGGAUAUGGCCAGCGAUGAACUUAAGGAGAUGAGAAAGAACCUCACCAAAGAAGCAAUCAGAGACCAUCAAAUGGCAAAGACAGGAGGCACCCCGUCUGACAUGUUCUGUUGUGGGAAAUGCAAGAAGAGGAAUUGUACAUAUACACAGGUUCAGACCCGUAGCGCUGAUGAACCUAUGACCACAUUUGUUUUCUGUAUUGAAUGUGGAAACAGGUGGAAGUUCUGUUGAAGAGUAGAGCAUUGUUCCUAUGGGCAAAGACGAAUACAGCUGGACCAGGACUUCACGAAUACUCAUUUUGUACCUGUGUUUGUAAACUAGAGCAGACAUAGACAUUUUAUAUCUAGAGGAACCUGGUGUAUACAGAUGGCCACAGAGAAAAACACAUUUUAAUUCAGUUAUUGCUUCAUCUGAACCAUUUAUUGUAUUUUAAUUAGUUAGAAUUCCAUGUUGAUUGAUGUUAAAGCAUUUUUUAUAUGUAGUUUAACAUUAAAAUUUGAUCAAUAGCUGGUGCUUUAUGCUUUGUCUGUUUUCCUUUGAAAGAAUUCAGAGUUGUGAGCACUGAUCUGGUGAAUGAUCACAACUUGAAAUGUUCAAUCAUACAAUGAGGUAAAUCUAUGUAAUGAGAAAUAAAGUGAAGCUGACAAACA
This is a messenger RNA of Polyodon spathula (Mississippi paddlefish), 2250 nucleotides long. Its product is annotated as transcription elongation factor A protein 1-like. Gene Ontology annotation, molecular function: zinc ion binding; nucleic acid binding. NCBI's taxonomy places the organism in Eukaryota, Metazoa, Chordata, Actinopteri, Acipenseriformes, Polyodontidae. Gene Ontology annotation, cellular component: nucleus. The record is from RefSeq and is a predicted model, not a curated record. Gene Ontology annotation, biological process: positive regulation of transcription by RNA polymerase II; DNA-templated transcription. The coding region runs from base 695 to 1831 and encodes 378 amino acids. The transcript has 11 exons.